AUGGUGCUUCCUCGCAGUGUCGAGGCUGUUCUUGCAGUCUUCAGCCCCAGCAGCAGCAGCCGGCAGCCGUCAGUUUCCCCGCCGGCGCAGUCAGCGUCUGCGUCCCACCCGCCCACCCCUGCCACCAUCACUCUCUCGAUCUCCUACCCCGCCACUCCUCUCCCCGUGCUCCCGCCGCUUACGCGUUAUGAUCCGGUUGCGUUUGCACGCGGGAUGCAGGCGCUACAGGGCACGCCCCUCGGCCGGCUACUCAACGCCACACCCGAUAUUGUCGUGGACGGCGUUCCUCGUCGCAUAGUGUCCAGUAAGCCGCCCAGCAGUCCCGCGACGCAGGGUGCAAUGGGGCAGUCCGCAUCCCCCGUACCUCUCAUGCAGCUGCCGUCGCGUUUCGCCGGCAAUAUAGGCGCCAGCAGCGGUCCCCGCGCGAGCGGGCCAGUCAAGCCACGUCCCCUCGUGCCGUCGCCUGCCGCUAUCGCCUCCGCCAUCGCCGCAAACGCUGCUGCGCCAUGCAGUGCCCGCAAAGCCGAGCUCUUCACCCUGCCUUCCGCUUCCCCAGCUGCUCCCGCGCCCGCGUCCGCUUGCUUCCCCCCUUCUGCCGCUCCCCCCACCCUCUUGACCUGCCCAAUCGUCCUUCCUCGCAUCAGUACUAACGGCGCACCGGCGCCGAUCCGCGACACUGAUGCCGGCGCACGAGCGGCCUGCGCGGCAUUCGAUCCCCUAGUGGAGUGCGAGGAGAGUCUCGAUAGCUUAUCAGAUCCGUCGAAUCUGACCUCCCCCACCGCCACUAGCGCGUGCAGCAGGGGCGGCUGCGACGCCGAGGAGAGCGGCGCGAAGGACGCGAUGUCGUCCGUUGCCCUGCCACGUGGCAGCAGCAGCGGCAGCGGGGGGCGGUGGGGCCGCAACCGGUCCGUCACGAGCAAGCAAACGGCGGCCGGCAGGAGACGGCAGGUUAACUGCAAAUCAUCCGGCGCCGUCAAGGUUGACGGAGGCGCGAGCGCGGGCGCGGUUGGGACGGACGGAACGGGGGCGUGCGUGGUAACGACAUCAGGGCAACGCCCGCUUCACACGCUGCACCCGGCGCCUGCUCCCCCCGCGACUGCUGUCGCUCGCCUCCUCCUUCACUCCGCCUCCGCCCGCUCCACCAGCGCCAAUCCCGCCGCCGCCGCCGCCGCCGCGGCAGCCAUUGCUGCGGCUGCGGGUUUCGCGUUUGCUCCGCAGGAGCGCGGCGCUGCAGGUGCAGAUGGGGGAGUAGAAGCAGCGGCGCAGAUGGCCGUUGCGCAACAGGGGCAAUGGCGCGGAAACGGCGGAAACAACAGCGCGACGCAGCUCAUGGUUCUCCCGCGAAUGGGCGUUUCGCCGCAACAACCGCUUCUCUCCCUCUCCCUGCCGCCGCCGACCGCGCGGAAUCAGGGCUUCAUGUGGCAGGCUCCACGACCGAUGUAUGCGGAGGCGGCUCUUGCGGCGCCAGCCGCGGCGUGGAACGCGGUUGGAGAAGCGGCAAUCGCCUCCAAUAGCAUGGAAGCGCUCCCAGACACGCAGCUGACUCUCGGGCGCUCCCCGCUCCCUCCCGUGCCGGCCGCUGGCGCUGCUGCGCACGUGCUGGUUGGCUCCGGUGACUUCUCCGAACCUCCUCGUGCCCAGCCUCACGCGCUGGUCGGGCCGAGCCUCGCGCCGGAGCAGUCAGCCUCGGUGUCGUCGUCCGCGUCGACGACGGUGGUGACUCGCACAGAGUCGCAAGGAUGGAGCGACGAGACGGGCGACGAUGACGAGGAGGAGUGGAGGGAGGGCGACGGGGAGGAGGCGGAGAGCGAGCAGUGCGGGGGAGACGACGGGCGCGGGAAUGGGGAGGUGAUGGGGGGGCAUGCGGAGGCGGAAGGGGAACCCGAUGGCGCUCACGCGCUCGUGUCCGCCGCAACCCCCGCGUCUGUUACCGCUCACCCUGCUUUGCUCGCCGCCAACACCUCCGGCGUCAUCGCGCCUCGAGCGUCGCGACUCGUCGGAUCGCACAUCACGAUCAACGGCCUGCGUGCCUCGACCGAAACCAGCCAAUCACCAUCCGUCGGCGGAGCAAUCCGAUUGGUCGGGUCUGCGGCAGCAGCGACGGCAUCAGCGGAGCAGCUGAGAGAGAGCAUGGAGCAAUCAGCCGUGCCCGCGGUGUUUGCAAGCCUAUCAUCACGCAGUGAGCACUCCAGCAUGAAGGCGCUGUGGGCGAACGGUGCAUUUCACCGCCUCGUGGGGCUCCCCUGCUGCUCCUGGCUGCUCUCCCUCGGUGCCGCCUCGCUCCCCACUGUCACUCUUGAUGGGAGCACGGUGGGCUUGGGGGUGGAGGGAGUGAUGGGGGGUUGCCCUGCUGUGGUUGAAGGGGGGGUGCGGGUGCGGUGGCAGGGGCGGGAAGGGGGGCGAAGUGGGGAGAAUGGGGAGGGGGAGGCCAUGGGUGUGGCUGUGGGGAGGAGGGUGGAGGAUUGUGAAGGGGUGGUUAUUGGGUACCUUUGGCAGUUGAAGCUGGGAGGGGAGGGUGUAUAUGAGGCGAUGAGAGUUGGUGCGAAUGUGACUGCAGCAUGUGUGGGUGAAGGAGGGAAGGGAGAGGAGGGGAAGGGGAGGGAGGAGGGCGCUGAGGACGAGGAUGCAAUGGCAGCAGAGUCGCUGCUGCUCUUCACUGGAGGCAUCGUGGCGUGA
Molecule: messenger RNA, 2676 nt
Organism: Closterium sp. NIES-65
Lineage: Eukaryota; Viridiplantae; Streptophyta; Zygnematophyceae; Desmidiales; Closteriaceae
Source: the annotation of a GenBank genome assembly